Messenger RNA from Poeciliopsis prolifica (blackstripe livebearer), 1629 nucleotides. RefSeq names its product E3 ubiquitin-protein ligase TRIM39-like. The transcript has 6 exons. Gene Ontology annotation, molecular function: protein binding; zinc ion binding. The record is from RefSeq and is a predicted model, not a curated record. Lineage: Eukaryota; Metazoa; Chordata; Actinopteri; Cyprinodontiformes; Poeciliidae. The coding region runs from base 1 to 1419 and encodes 472 amino acids.
AUGAUAUCAACGAGGAAAUCUGUCUCUGAGGAAGAGAUAUCCUGUCCUCAGUGCUCCAACAUUUAUACUUACCCUGUUCUUUUACCAUGUGGACACAACGUUUGCAAACUUUGCCUGCACAACUUCUGGGAGUGGAAAAAGUGUCAAGAAUGUCCCGUGUGCGGCAUUAAGUCUUCCUCUGGGAUCCCUCCUGUCAACCAGGACCUGAAGUUAGUCGUGGAUCAGUUUCAAAACAAAAAGGCUAUGGCUCAGGAGAUUUGUGCGCUUCAUAAGGAGAAGCUGAAGGUUUUUUGCGACAAUGAUGAGGUUCCCAUCUGUCUCGUCUGCCAAAUAUCAAGGGACCAUAAAAUGCACAAGUGCUGCCCAGUGGAUGAAGCAGCUCAACAGAAAAAGACAGAAAUUUCUAACAUCCUUGGUUCCUUAAGAAAGAAAGUAAGAACAAUGAGUAAAACAAAACACCAAUGGGAGGAGAUCAAGACUUAUAUAAAGACUCAAAGUAAUGAAAUCGAGAUGGCGAUAAAGGGGGAAUUUCUGCAGCUUCACCAGUUCCUCAAAGAUGAAGAAGACAUGAGACUGAGAAUGCUCAAACAGGAAGAGCAAAUAAAAAUACAGGUCAUGUGUAACAAGAUUGAAGACAUACAAAAGGAGAUCCAGGCUCUCAACUCCACCAUCAGCAAAGUGGAUAUUGUCCUCAGAGCAAAGGAUUUACCAUUCCUACAGGAAUACAAGCGAACAAAGCAAAGCGUUAAACGCAACAUCCAGGAACCUGAGACCAUGAGAGAAAUUUUGAUUUCUUCUGCCAAGCAUCUGGGAAUACUCAAGUUUACAGUUUGCCAGAAGAUGUUGAAAAAUGUCAAAUAUGCUUCAGUCGUUCUGGACCCGAACACGGCCCAUUCCAAUCUGAAGUUGUCCCAGGAGCUGACCAGCGUGCAGUACAGCAACAAGCUGCUUCUACCCAACAACCCCGAGCGCUGCACCAGCCGCAUGUGUGUGCUGGGCGCCACUGGCUUUACGUCCGGGAAGCACAGCUGGACCGUGGAGGUGGGCCACGGCAAAGACUGGUUCGUAGGGGUAGCGCGUGAGAGCAUCAAAAGGAAAAGCACCACCUUCCUGAGCCCCGAAGAAGGUUACUGGGUGAUCGGCCAGUGCAGCAAAGAUUCCCUCUGGGCUCAGACCUCGCCUCGCACCAGGGUGUCGGUGAAGCAGAUGCCGGAGAGGCUUACCGUGCAGCUGGACUGCGACAAAGGAAGGGUGGUUUUCACCAAUGCUGCCGACUCAGCCGUGAUAUACACAUUCAAAGACAAAUUCACAGAGAAAAUCUUCCCAUACUUCUCUGUUGGAUUGUGUGAGGACUGGAGAAACUCGAGCCCACUCACAGUCUGCGCUCAGACAAUGAAAGUGGUUCUAGAGAAGGCCUAGGAAGUGCCUCUAAGUGAAGUGGGAUUGCAUGGCGUUGGGUCUUUAAGUGACAGAAGUAAGCUAAAUGUAAUUCUUUUGACAGAAAAUUAAAACUAAGCAACAUUCUGCAUCAAAUGAGGGACAUUGGAGUAUUUUAGUUGAAUAUUUUAGCUGUUUUAUUUAGUCAGAACAAAGUCUUCACAUUCAAUAAACUAAAAAAAGGACAUUUUA